AUGCCGCAGUUCGGUGGAUUCCAAGUCACUGUGGGAAAGACUCAUGAUAUCAAGGCCGGCGCGGCAGAUGAUUUGGCGAAGUUGGGUCCGGAUGGCAACCAACUCUUCUUUUUGCUUCCACCGCUGUACUACAAGUCUUUCACCAAGAAAGGCAAGGAGAUUCGGCAGUUUGCAAUUCUUGUUCCGUAUCCCGAAGAGAUUUAA
Phytophthora sojae is the source of this 204-nucleotide messenger RNA. RefSeq lists its product as hypothetical. NCBI's taxonomy places the organism in Eukaryota, Oomycota, Peronosporomycetes, Peronosporales, Peronosporaceae. Bases 1 to 204 code for a protein of 67 amino acids. The transcript has a single exon. The record is from RefSeq and is a predicted model, not a curated record.